CUCUUGAUUCAGAGAAGAAAAGCCUUCGAUUCAGUUCAAUUUACAAACACUGUAGGAAUAAGCCUUGCUUGAUAAGAUAGUCUAUAUUUCAAAAAGUCGUCACAUUCGUUCCCUAUCAAAUCAAACUCAACCCACCACCAAAAGCUGUACUUUAUUUCAACAACAAAAAAGAAUGCCAUCUGCUAAUAUUGUAACAACCACAGUUGCAGGAGAAGGAGAAGCACCAUCAAAGGCCUUUUCCAGUGAGAAUACAGUUGUUGUAGUCACCAAAGAUUCCUUCGAACAUGAUAGUCACUUUUAUCCAAAGACAAUCAAUGCUCAACUUAGUGAAAUUGUUAGUGAUUUUAUGUCUUUAGGAAAUUCUCGUAUUUUGAAGAGAUAUGUUCACUUGAAUCCUCAAGUUGAUGAGAAGCAACUUAUCGAAUUGUUAAAUUACAAGCCACAAUUCUUUACUUGGUCCGGAGCUGAUCUUUUCAAUGUGACCAACUCACAAGGUGUUAGAAAAAUGGUUUUGAUCGAAACAAACUCUUGCCCUUCCGGUCAAAAAUCAAUGCCUUUCCAUGAUCAUCAUGGUGGUUAUAGAACCCUUAUUGAAAAGACUUUCAAACCAAUGCUUGAAGAACACGAAAAAUCAUUGGGAGAAAAUAGAGUACCAAAUGGUAAACUUGCAGUAGUCUAUGAUAAAAACAAGAUGGAAACUUCGGGAUAUGCUGGUGUCUUGAGUGACAUAUUUGGAGAAAAUGUAUACCUUGUUGAAUAUCAUGCCAAAGAUCCAGAUCCACCAGUCAGAUUUGUUGAAAAUGGUCAAGUAAUGCAAAUUCGUGACGAAGAAAAUAAUUGGAUUAAUAUUAGAGGAUGUUUCAGAUAUGUUACACAAUCACCUUGGGAUAGAAUGCCAAUCUCUAAGGUUCGUACCUUAAUUUUGAAUCCAGUUGUUUGCUGUUUGGCAGGUGGUAGAAACAAACUACUUGCUGCCAAGGCUUAUGAUUUCCUUAACAGUCAAUACAACGGACACGGAAUCAAGCUCAACACACCAAGAACAAUCAGAGAUGUGGAGAAGAAGAUUGUCCCUAUCUGGGUUGAAAGUUUUGGUGGAUUUGCAGUUGUUAAGAAUCCUUACUCUAAUGCUGGACAAGGAGUCUUUACAAUUACAAGUCAAAAGGAAUUGGACGAAUUUAUGGAACAACAAAGUCACUAUGAUCAAUAUAUUGUUCAAUCUCUGAUUGGUAAUAGCAAAUGGUCUUCUCUAACACAACACGGAGCUCUUUACCACGUUGGUACUGUUCCAGACAGCAAACGUCAAAUUUAUGUUGCUGAUUUGAGAAUGAUGAUCCAUUAUGACUUCACAAGAGGAGGAUUUUCUCCAAUAGCUCUCUAUGCUCGUAGGGCAAAGUCACCACUUACCGAUGAUAUUGAGGGUAAGAAUUCAUGGGAUAUUUUGGGUACCAAUUUGUCUUAUAAGGUGAAUGGACAGUGGUCAACUGAUCAAAAGAGAUUAAUAAUUUGUGACAGAAAGGACUUUUCAAAACUCGGACUUGGUGUUGAUAACCUUAUUGAUGCCUUCAUUCAAACUGUUUUGGCUACUGUUGCCAUUGAUAAAUUGGCCACCAGACUCAUCACUGAAAACCAAAAGUUCGACCGUGGAUUGUUCUACAGUUUGAAUAAGGACGAUGCUCUCCUUAAAGAAAUUUGUAAUAUUGGUCAACAAGAGGAAAACCAAGAAGAUGGUAUCGAAAAUUUGGAUCACAAGGUCUUUUCAGCAAAACUAAAUGCCUUCAAUGAAGGAGAAUAAGCUUAUCUGCUUGUUUCACAAUUUAGAAACAUAUAAAAACGAGUUCAUAAU
Molecule: messenger RNA, 1843 nt
Organism: Naegleria gruberi
Lineage: Eukaryota; Heterolobosea; Eutetramitea; Acrasida; Naegleriidae
Exons: 5
Coding region: 173-1792 (539 amino acids)
Source: RefSeq, a predicted model, not a curated record